AACUCACUGCAAAAUAGGCUACUUCUACUUUACAUCCAGGGCAAUCUUUCGGAGAGCUCACAAAGGUUUACAGUCGAAUAUUUCAAAGGAAAAGAAACAGGUGAGACUAAAGCCAAUGUGGUGUUAAGAAGAGUCAAUGAUGGAUUCUCCAUUGCAAGAAGAGGAGGAAAAUGCAAAUGCUCAUCUUAACAUAGGACGAGUGUUGUCAGAGUCACACAUUCCUGAUAGGAGUGAGGGACACCCCAGACCAGACUCGUCACCUCCAUUGGCAUCCUCCUCAGGAGUCAGACCAGAGACAGAGACACUGGUACAGAGAGACUUCAGAAAACACAGAGCAGGAGCAUAUUCAGCUGAUGCAUGGAAAAACACACCUGCAGGUCAGCCUGCAGGGAGUGGACCUUUGGCAGGACUGCCGGCACCCCUACGGCAGACAUCAGCACAUUCUACAAUGCAUAACGUCAUGAUGAGUCCCGGCCCAUCAGCUGGAGACCCAAAGAGAGUAACAGACAUAAAGGUUGAAGAUUGUGAAGGACACCCCAGACCAGACUCACCACCUCCACUGGCAUCCUCCUCAGGAGUCAGACCAGAGACAGAGACACUGAUACAGAGAGACUUCAGACAACACACAGCAGGAGCAUAUUCAGCUGAUGCAUGGAAAAACACACCUGCAGGUGAGCCUGCAGGGAGUGGACCUUUGGCAGGACUGCCGGCACCCCUACGGGAGACAUCAGCACAUUCUACAAUGCAUAAUGUCAUGAAGAGUCCCGGCCCAUCAGCUGGAGACCCAAAGAGAGUAACAGACAUAAAGGUUGAAGAUUGUGAAGGACACCCCAGACCAGACUCAUCACCUCCACUGGCAUCCUCCUCAGGAGUCAGACCAGAGACAGAGACACUGAUACAGAGAGACUUCAGACAACACACAGCAGGAGCAUAUUCAGCUGAUGCAUGGAAAAACACACCUGCAGGUGAGCCUGCAGGGAGUGGACCUUUGGCAGGACUGCCGGCACCCCUACAGCAGACAUCAGCACAUUCUACAAUGCAUAAUGUCAUGAAGAGUCCAGGAACAUCAGCUGGAGACCCAAAGGGAGUUAAGAUACAGGACAUAAAGGAUGGAGAUCAUAAAGGCAACAAUGCAAACAAAGAAGAUGAUGAUAAUCAUUUGGAUGAUGACACUUUCUUUUGGGAUGCCUCAGAUGGAAGUGACAUGGGUAACUAUUUAAAGACAUACAAGGCAGAGGAACAUUGGCAAGUUCUGAGUGAAAUUGCACCUGGGGCUGAAACUGUUGCCACUUUGAAGGUUCUUGCUAUUCUACGAAAGGGGAUCAUUCUUGGACCUCGGGACAAGUUGUUCUUGAUUAUAGAUGGAACUACCAAGAUAUCCAUGGACAUUGUUUGGUAUGAGGGAGUCGGUUCCAUGUUAAGUUGUUCACUUUCUGUAUGGAAAGAGAAAGGAAGAUACCUUGCAUACACUUACUGUCUUGAAAGGAAUGGUAAAAAAACAUGUGAAGAUGCAAGGACAAAAGGAUGGUUUUCUUUUGCUAAAUGCUUUGCUCUCCGAAGGCCAUUCAGAAGUAUUGUGGACACUGACACAGUUCUUUACCAGUUUGAUGAUAUUUGCAUGAAGAGCCCAACGUGGAGAGGCAAUUCUACAAAGAUUGAUGAAGUGCGGCCCGACUUCCUCAAGGCAGUAAUGCUUCACUUGAUGAACUGCCAAAAUGCAGACUUUCCUGACUUACAAUACAGAAUAGAAUGUUUUCAGCAUUCUGUAAAGACAAGAGUGAUUUGUAGCUCUAAUAGAGAAGAUGAGGUCAUAUUCCCAAACCUGGAUGUAAAGGUGCUCACAAAAGCUCUUCAGGAAGCAUUGCUGAUGCAGGAACCCGAUUCACCAAUUCAAAAAGUCCUAGUGGCUGCAGUCAUUGCUAAGCAGCUUGGACUUCAACUUGACCACAACACAGUUCAGCAUAUUUCCAAAAUGGUGAAAAUCAGUGGCAACAUCCAAGGGACUCUCACGGGUCUUGAUGACUCAGUGCGCUGUUGCAUUGCCAGUUCUCUACAUCAUGUUGUGAACAUGGCAAGGAGACAGAAGUCAUCGAAGGAGGUUUUGUGGCUUACAGCUCUGUACUAUGCAGUCUGUCCACCAGAGCAUAAACAGACCCUUGUCACCAGUGGGCUCUAUAAUGGGCAGGUACAAAGUGAUCUGGUAGAAAUUGUUGACACCUAUUCAAUGAAGACUGGCAAUCAGAGGGCUUUUGCCUCUGCAGUUUUAGAGAUGUUUUCUCCAACAAAUGGUGAUCUUCGGGUUUUGUCCAAACUAAAUCUUUCACCAAAGGACCUCUUGGAACAGUUAUCAACAUGGCAGAUGGAUCAUGCGUUUCAUACCCUGCAUGAGGUGAUUAAAAAAAUAGCCUCAGUGAUUAAGCCAUGGGUGGAAUCAAGUUUACAGAGUCGUGCUUCCUUUGACAUGAUGAAGAAAGAUAUUCUGUCUUGUUUGGAACUAACAAUGAACAUCUUUAAGAAGGCUACUGGACAGUGGACAUAUAUAGAGAAUGUCUAUUCAGUUCUUCACCUGUUAAGCUCAUUCAGUGGCUGCCUAAACUGGAUUGAAGGUGAUAAGCGUUUGCAGAAACUAAGCAAAGACACUUGUUCUGCCAUUAUUCCUUGUAUGACAUCAUGCAUCAAAAAGGUGCUCCUUCAAAGGACACAAAUGGACUGGACCAAACUGUAUGAGAUACAGUGUGAUAUCUGGCAGGAUGACUGGGAGAGAAACCUGAAAAAACUAUUCACAGACUGGCUACAAAAAGAGACGGAAGUCAAGCUCGUUGAGCUCUUUGCGAAGACCCCACAUUGCCCACAUGCAAUGAAUGAAUGUUUGUUAAGACAGGUCACCAAAGCUAUCAGCAAGCUCUAUGGCAAGGACGACAAGAACAGAUAUAUACACUCGAGGAAUCAACAAGCAUUGGGAAGUGAAAGUCUUAUGGAAAUUGUAUCGACUUGCCAAAGAUAUGGAAUAUUGAUGAGUUUGAUCAUUGAAAACAUAUCUGAAGAUAGAAGAUGGCAUCCUAGUGAUUACCUUCAUGUACUUUAUAAUGUCAAAAUUACUGAGCUUUUCAAAACUUUGGCAUUGCGGCAGAACGAGGAGGCCAACUACAGGGAACCCCUCUCAUUAAAAGCAAAGGAGUUCAUACAGGAUACUCACACAUUUCUGGAGAGGUUACCCGAAUACAUUGUCAGCAAGUCAAUCUCCUGCCAACAAAUGUCAUAUAUAAUUGAUAGAAAAAAACAACCCAACACAUAUACUAUGGUUAUGGGGCAAAACUUGAAGUCCUACAGUGAAGCACUGCAAGAGGCAGAGAAGGAUUUCAAGUCUUUCCGAGAAAUGCAGUGCAACAUGAGGGCACUCUACAAUAUUUGCCAAGGAUCACCAGUGGAUAUACAGCCACUUAAAUCAACAAUGCUAUGCGAUUUGUCCACUGAGAAACAUUCUCUGAAAAACAUGAUGGAAAAGCUGUCCCCAACUUCUGAUUCAGAAGAGAGUGCACAGUUCAACAUCCAGGUGUUUGAAAAGAUUGGUAUUCUAUCUGAUAGCACAUAUUUCAAACACAUUUGGAGGAAGAUAGCAAAGGAUGUUAAGUUAUCAGAGUUUGAGGAAGUGUCUUUAAUUCCACUAAAUCAAGUCUACAGAAUGAUUUAUAAACCAGCAAUAGAGGAAUUCAAAAAUUCCCAUGAAAUGCUGAUGAACCUGUUAAUGACUCUUGAAGACCUGGAGAAUAAAAUGGGGACAUUUCUGAAGAAAGAUGCCCAUAAGAAGGAAUUGCAGCACAUGAACAGAUUUUUCAGUGAAGACUCCAUCCCUGGUUGGGUUGAAAAUACAUGUGAACAUAUCAAACGGUACCAAGAGCUUCACUCUGCUGUUGAAAAUGCAAAAGUGGUCAAUGACCUCAAGGACAGUCUUGGUCUACAAGGAGAUUUCCUUUCUAUUGGAAACCUUCAAGUAAUGAGUCAUACGUGUUUGCGUGAUCUGACACUAGAGAUGCACAAAGCAGGAGAAAUAGUGAAAAAGUUUCCACCCUAUGUCAUCAGUUUCCUAAAAGAACUAAGCAAAUGUGUGGAAAAAGGAUUCAUAUCUUGGAUCAAAGAGAUCAUCAAAGAUACUGGAGAGCUAUCUGCAUUUGUGGAACUGGCGUCGAUCUCUGCUGGAGAAAAUGCCCUGGAUAUCGACAAAGUGUGUUACUUUAGAGAUGCCAUUUCUGCUGCUGCACCCCUAAUUUAUGGAUUAACGGAAAAGUCUGGAUUCACCGAAUUCAGAGAUGCAGUGAGAGAAGUUCAGUCGGAACUUCUAAAUGACAAAAAGCUUGAGGAAAAGCUGAGAGACUCCUGCAAGAACAGAGACUGGCUUGAGAUAGCUUAUGAGACACAUGGGUCUGUGGAGAGGUCAUCUUUGCGUCAGGCAACAGAUAUCAAUGAAAGUGGAAUCUACACCAUCAGAAGGCCUUCAGGGAAAACCAUGGUGACUCUGGAAAAUUGCAUUGCUCUAAAAUGUAAAGAAGUGUCUUCCGAUGGAAAUAGUAAAUAUAGGGAUUACAGCCUGACUGAACUCAAGGAACUCCAGAACAAACUAAUGCUGAUCACGGUCACUCAUGACAACAGAGAAGAUGGCAUCACAAAUUAUGUGGAGGUAUUGGAGCACGUAAUCAAUGUCGGAACAUCCUUCCUUGAACUCUGCGAUGCUGGUCAUGUUCUUUUCAAAGACUGGGAGAUGACAGCCUACUGUAAGCGUGAGCGGGAAACCAAAAUCUGGGUGAACUUUGGAAUCACCAACGUGAAAAUCAAAGGACAAAGACCUCUGCUAAAGGAGCUGAAGGGACUCUGUGACAGCAUGAAGUGUUGCCUCUCAGAGUGGCUGAAGUAUGUGGAGACAAAAAGGAAUAAAUACUAUUCCCUGAAUUGUUUCACAGCAAAGCAGCUGAUGAAUCUGUGCUGCUCAAUGGCAGAAGUACAACACAAACACGAAAUUAGUGCUAGUUUGCUCAACAUGUUGUCCGUCAUGAAAGAGGACAUCACAGACGAAGAUGUAAAGGAUGCUCUUAACGAUGCACUCCAGACCCCAGUUGAAGACAGUGGAACACAAGGUUCAGCCCUGCUCAAAAAGUUCCUUUACAUUUAUCCAGAUCACUUAGAAUAUUUCAUAGGGUUUGGACUUCCUGAGAAAGUGGGCAAGGCAGGAAUAAUGUAUUGUGAACAGCAAGCACACGAGGGAGGGAGAAGUCCAGAAGACAUUGAUGAAUAUAGAGAUUUUGUGAUGGAACAUAUUGAUGAGCAUCAAGAUGAUGAUGAUUGGGUCCGAGAAUGGAGUGAAAAAUAUGAGAAAGCAAAAGAUGAUGUGCUUGGUAGUCAAAUGAAAUUCAAAGGGGGGCACUCCUCUGAUCAAAUGUCAUCUUUUGCAAUGACACAGGAUGAGAUUUCAACAAUGUUUGAAAACUUAAACCACACGGAUGAUAAGAUUGUGAUGCUUUGGAAGACAUACCACAACAAACUUUCAGGACUUGUGUCAGAUAAAUUUGUGGAUUUAGAUGUGUUGGGAGAAACCAUACAGCAUAUAGCUAAUUCUUCAACAGCCGUAGUACAACGAAAACUACCGUUUGGCUUGGAAGCUGGAAAACCAAAUCUCAUCUCCUGUAAAUAUGUUGAAAUGGCACCACUUUGUCUGUCAGUGUACAAAGAUGAAGAACAGCCUCUGCCAAGCUAUGACGAGAUCCUGAUCUGCACACCUGAGACAACAGCAGAGGAGGUUGAGCUGAUCCUCAGAAGAGCUCUCCAGUCUGGCAACAUACAUGAGAAGAUCUACAGUUUGCUGAAUGCAGACAAACUCAAUCAUGAGGUCUCAAGAAAACUGGAGUCCACAUACUACAAUCUAUCGAAAACGCAAGAUAGUGCAGCCACAGAAAAUUACAGGUUGAUCAUUUGUUGUGAUUCAAAAGCCAGUCAUAGUUAUGUUGCUACUGCCUUUGACAAUUUCAAAAGAACACUUUCGGAGAACCCACGCCGAAAUCAAGAGAUUAAACUGUACCUUAAGGCUCAACACAAAUUGCCCUCUGGGGCUGAAAAGGGAUUUGGAAAAUUACACCGCUUUCAGCUCUUUCCACAAAGGACCAAACUUGUCUUCUCAGAGCAUGCUGGCAUGGGAAAAUCACUUUACGUGAAAAGUCUUGUGAAUGCAAUGAAAGAACUGAAAGAGGAAGACUUCACCCAUGAAACCAUCAGACUUACUGAAUCACAGCUGAGACCAGAACACAUUAUCCAGAAGUUUCAGAUAUAUGAGGACAAGCCCACUGACACAGUGCCAAGGAUAUUCCACUUUGAUGUUCCCCCUGUGGUAUCCAAGGGUCUUUACUCAUUCCUGCUCCAGCUGUUUGUAUUGAGAUGCUUUCAGAGCCCAGACGGAUCCAUGUGGAGGUGCAACAACUCCCAUGUGUACUUGGUGGAAUACACAAGACGAACAAAUAGAGAAUGUGAUAGACAUAACUCUGAGAUUCCCACCAAAAUGGAAGAGGCAUUUCUGGAAAUGUUCCCAAAUGUCAAAUGCCUGUCGCCAGAGGAGACACAUAAGUACCUGUCUGAAGGAGGAUCAUCUGAUGAGGAGUAUCAGUUAAUGGAUCAGGCAGAAUUUUCCAGUGAAGCCUUUCAGCGGACAUACCAAUACUUCAAAAGAUAUGAACAGAACCAGCUUGAGAAUUUUUCAUUUGAACGUUUUUCAUGUGAGGAUACCCCUAAGGAGUGGUUACAAUGCCUCAUGCGUUACUGUGACAACAGAACACCCUCAUGGGGAGAACUCAGAAACUUCACACACUUCCUCAAUAUGCAGUUAAAGAAAUGUGAGCAAUCAAUCUUCUGCAGUGACAUCUUAAGUCAAGACCUUACUGGCUUCAAGAAAUUUGUUGUGAAAUUCAUGAUAACAAUGUCCAAGGAUUUCUCCAUGCGAUCACUAAUGAUAAGUGAUGAAAGUACUGAGAAAGAAAUGAACACUGAUGAAGAUGUUGAUCUACAAGAUUUCCAACUCAGAAGACGUUGGGAACAACAAGCUCACCCCUACAUCAUGUUUAAUGCUGACAACAAUUCCAUGACAUUUCUGGGGUUCCACAUUCAUAACUUGAAUGCCAUCGAUUCUCGUACUGGAGAGAUUGUAGAACAGAAGGUGAUUGACAGAGUGCUUUUUCACCAGUUGAGGACACAAAGGGUUCCAUUUAAUAUAGAGUUUGAGAUACUUCCACGGAAAGAACAGCUGGACAUCAUAAGUAGAGUUCUAGGUGUCAUCAACGUCACAGAUCCAGAUGACACCUAUCAGCUGACACUUGACAAUGUGAUGAAAAUCCUUGCCAUUCAUCUGCGAUUUGAGUCUGACAUCCCUGUCAUCAUCAUGGGUGAAACUGGAUGUGGGAAAACUCGACUGGUGCAGUUCAUGUGUGAUCUGCUGAGGUCUGGGAAAGAGGGCAAAAAUAUGAUUGUGGUGAGGGUUCAUGGAGGCACAACAUCAGAAACAAUUUACAAAAAAGUUAAAGAGGCUGUUGAGAUUUCAAAACGGAAUGAGGCUCUAGCAAUGGACACUGUUCUGUUUUUUGAUGAGGCAAACACAACAGAAGCUGUGAAUGCAAUCAAGGAAGUUAUCUGUGACAAAUCUGUGAAUGGAGAACCAAUUGAUGCACGUCGUCUAAAAAUCAUUGCGGCAUGCAAUCCCUAUAGGAAACACUCACAGGAAGCCAUUGAACAACUGGAGAAAGCUGGCCUCGGGUACCAAGUAAAGUCUGAGAAUACAGAAGAGAAACUAGGACAAAUUCCAAUGAGGCAGCUGGUCUACAGAGUUCAGCCUUUACCUCCAAGUCUUUCACCACUUGUCUGGGACUUUGGAAAAUUAAAUGAGAAGACACAAGAGCUGUACAUCCAACAGAUGGUUAAAACAUUCUUCCAAAAAGAAAAACUUCCAAAAGAGCAUGAGUCCCUAUUCACAAAUGUUAUCUCUGCUUCUCAGAUGCACAUGGCUGGUUUAACUGAUGAAUGUAGGAUGGUCAGUCUGAGAGACAUUGAGCGCUGCAUGAAAACAGUCAUGUGGUUUUAUCAGCAAAAGGUCACAUUAUUCCCUGAAAUGGACAAACAUAGUAAUAGUACCAAUAUAGGUGUACAUGAGUUGGUUCGAUCCCUCAUCCUUGCAAUCGGAGUUUGCUACAUGGCAUCUCUUGAAAAUCGUGAUGCAUAUCUGGAAAAGGUUGCCGAGGAAUUACUAUUGACUUCUGAGGCUAUCAGCACUGAGAUAGAGUCAUGCAAAAAAGUGUUCAUUGACCAUGUUGACUGUCCAGGUUCUGUGGCAAAGAAUGAUGCCCUGAAGGAAAAUGUGUUCAUGAUGGUUGUUUGCAUGAAUUUGAGAAUUCCAUUAUUCCUUGUUGGUAAACCAGGGAGUUCCAAAUCGUUAUCCAAGACUAUUGCUGCCCAUGCAAUGCAGGGGAAAAGCUCCCAAAGUGAACUCUUCAAAGGCUUCAAAAAAGCCCAGCUUGCUUCCUUUCAGUGCAGCCCUCACUCUUCCCCCGAUGGUAUCAUCUCUGUGUUCAGACAGUGUACACAGUUUCAGAGGGAGAAGAAUCUAGAUGAAUAUGUCUCUGUGGUGGUCCUUGAUGAAAUUGGACUGGCAGAAGACUCCCCAAAGAUGCCUUUGAAAACACUGCACCCACUUUUGGAAUUUGGUUGCAUUGAUGAUGAGCAACCUGAAGACUUCAAAAAGGUUGCAUUCAUUGGGAUUUCCAACUGGUCACUGGAUCCAGCAAAGAUGAACAGAGGUAUUCUGGUCCUGAGAACAUCUCCAGAGUUUGAAGAGUUGGAGAACACAGCUCUUGCUAUAUGUCCCCAUGAUGAAAAGCACAUACUCCCUGAAAUUAAGAUACUCAUUUCUUCACUUACUGAGUUUUACCAAAAGGUGCUUUGUGAACAGGAACAGUUCGGUGAAUUCUUUGGACUCAGGGACUUUUACAGUCUCGUUAAGCUAAUUGUGUCAUAUGCCAUAGAAACAAAUGGAAGACCUUCAAAUGAGGAGCUUACCAAAGCUGUUCAGCGGAAUUUUGGUGGAUUUGAUUCCAUUGAUAUUCUUAAAAUAUUCGGGGAUGUUUUUGGUCAGAAAACAGAAAAAUGUGACACAAUUUCUUUGCUUAGAGAAAACCUGAUGAUAUGCACAUCAGGUUUUACAUCCAGGUAUCUUCUCUUACCAACAACAAACCAUGCAGCACUACAAAUUCUGAAACUGCAGGGAAUUAUCAAUGAAGAAAGCACUGAGGUCAUCUUUGGAUCUGGAUUCCCACAUGAUGAAGAGUAUUCCCAGGUGUGUCGCAUUGUAAACAGAGUGAAGACAUGCAUGGAGACAGGGAGAGCAGUCAUACUGCUGAAUAUUCAGAGUCUCUAUGAGAGUCUCUACGAUGCCCUGAAUCAAUGCUAUGUGAAGUUAGGGGGCAGUUACUAUGUAGAUCUUGGGCUUGGGUCCCAUCGUGUGAAGUGUAGAGUAAAAGAUGAGUUCCGACUCAUUGUCAUUGAAGAGAAGAGCACAGUAUAUAAACAGUUCCCUACUCCACUUCUGAACCGUCUGGAGAAACACUGUGUGGAGAUCAGCAAUAUCCUCCCACCCUAUGCGAAGGAAAUGCAGAAUGAACUGGAGAACUGGUUGAAGACACUUGUGACAACUGACAUGUAUCAAUCGGAAGAAGUGGCAGACAUCUCGAGGAAAAAGCAUGACUGCAUUAUAGGAUACACCGAAGACACGUGUGCAUCUGUGCUAUUACAGUGUUGUCCAGACAUUGUUUCCAGACAUCAGGAACGGCAUGAUUCAGACAGAACUGAUGAACUGGAUGAUUCUGACGGAAAAGAAAUUCUUGACUUGGCCAAGGAAAAGCUACUUCAGUGUGCAACUCCUGAUUCAGUGUUGAAAGCAUCAAAGUAUACUUGUGCAAUUCAUGACAUCUUGCUUGAGGUAUAUUUUGUCAAACAGCCUCAUGGGAAUAUGAUAAAGACCCUGAUGAAAUACAGAGAAUACCCCAAAGGACUUAAUAUUGAGGUGUCCACAUUUUCCCGUCUCCUGAAUAAAAGAGAUCUGGAGCAAAUCAACAACCAACUCAACAUUGGAGAAAAUGACUCUUGCCUCUACCUGCUCAAUGAGUUUUACACAGAGCAGUCAUUUACUCAGACACUGAGAGACUUCCUUGUAGCUGAUACAGGAGCACGCAAGCUGGUACUAUUGCAGUCUUACUUUGAAUGUGCAAAACAAAGUCAGCGCAUUCUAUUUUGUGUAAGACAUAAUAUAACUCACCUGAGAAGCGUGAUGAAGGACACACCUGAGUUUGAUGUUGUUCUUAUCACAAGAUUACCAAGAAUUUCAGGAGGAUGUGGCUACAUUGCUUCUUUUGGAGAUGAUUGGACGUCACUGCACCUCGAUGAGCUUAUUCCAACCUUUGGAUUUCCUGGUGACAUAUACCAGCUACAGAGUAUGACCGUCUCAGAGAUUCUACAGAAGAGUUCUGCCUCAUGCUUUGUGGAAAAUGGCACAGAUGGAUGUGAAGAAAGUACAAAAAGAGAGGUGACCCUGGUAGACAAUGUGCUGCUAAUCAAGAAGUCUCUGCAAAAGGGCAUUUUGCAGCUGCAAGACAAGGCAGAUAAUACACACAGGGCAACAAAACGCAUAGAAAUUUUGCAUGGCUUACUUCAUAACAAAUAUAAAGUCUCAGAAGACUUCAUCUCAAUAUUACAGAGAAGAAUCAUCAGCCUUCUUUCAGUGCAAGAGAAAGGGGAGAAUUGGGUCACUACCCAGGCUUUGUCUGGGCACCUUGUUGCUGAGGGAGGGUCCUUCAGACACAUGCUAUGGGUUCACCUGGAAGACACUAUGGCAUCUGCCUUGGCCCAAAUCUUGGCGGUCAUUGAUGGGGACAACAACCUUGACAACCUCAUCAAUGAUCCAUCUCCUGAGAUGGUGGAGCUGUGGCUAAAGAUAUUUCAAGAGGAUCAGUGGGACCUGUUGAAUAUACCAGCUACUCAAUCUCAAGGAAAGGUGUGUGUUGUGUCAAGUACAAGACUGAAUGAUAAGUCAAGGUCCUGCCUUUUCCCAUUUGGCUGGGUGUUGAAAGAGAGACUGCAUUGUCUCUGGUCAAAAUUAAUAAAUCUUAAAGGUCCCUGUCCUUACCCACUUCUGGAGUACUUGGAAAAAUUUGAAGAGCUCAUUCCCCUGGACUGGGUGAAAAACAUCAGGGGAAGCAGUGAAUUGUUUGCCCGAUUCUCUGAAGACCUGGUGAACAUGACGAUGACAGCAUACCCACAUGACCUAAACAAGUCUUUCUCUAACACACUCCUUGAGCUGACCCCACGCCUCUAUCAUGAGUUAACUGGAAAAGAUCCAGAGAAUGUCUCUCUUCCCUGGCUGUUUGUUGCCUAUCAGUACAUGCAGGAUAACCAUCAGCAUUUCUACAAUUUGUAUAUCCAGGACAAUGACUUGGUGGAUGCUGGAGAGGCGACAGAGGCAUUGAAAAGGACAAUUCAAAGCCUCCGGCCAAAGGAAGACAUAAUGAAGGACUUUGCUGACUGCCAGGACUGGAUAAAGAAAGUCAAGUCAUUGUCGAUGUCAGUGGAAGUGAUGCUUUCUGAAAACUCCCUGGUGACCAGGCUUGGAGAAAAUGGGAUGCUACUCUUCACAGAAAUCAGGCUUUUUUGGCAAAGCACCAGGAUUAUGUAUCUUCUCAUGGACCAUCUUCUUCAAAAUGAGACAGACAUGGAGAAAAAACUUUUAACACUUCUCGUUCGAAAUCUCAUUUGGAUGUGGAAGAACCUUAACUCUGAGAAUGGAAAGAAUAUGGAAUAUGUGAUUGAGAAGGUCACAGGAGCCCUGACAAAGUGUGGAAAGAAUGCUUGCAAUAUUUUCAUGGUUAACUGUACAUAUUGUGAUAAAGAAUUUACAGAGGACAACACUGCUAAAGUGGAAUGUGGACACAUGUUUCAUCUGUCAUGCCUGAGGGAACACAGUGACAGAAGCUGUAGGAAAUGCAAGAAAGAGAUAAGCAUGGAUUACAAACCGUGUGGAGUUGUGGAUAAGGAAACUUUUCUGAAAGUGAACCGAUUCAGGAGAAAGUGCAGCUCUUUUUUUGUUGAGUUCAUGUGGAACUUUGUUCCUACCAAAGCCAAGCUGACCGACAAAAUAGUUGAAGAGCUGAUGAACUACGUGAGAGGCAGCCCAUCUGUAGAAGAUACAAAAUCUGAAAAGUCCACACUAGAGAAGUGUCUGAAGCCUGACCCUGCAACUUAUUCUCUUGUGCUGAAGAUUUUACUGAGAUGCGGAAUGGAGGAGUCAGCUACUCAGCUGCAGAGGUUCCUAGACACAGCUUUAAGCUCCAGCAAGGACAACACUGAGGAACUCUACUUCAUGAUAGUGCGCAGUAUAGAGGAUCACAUACACUCAUCGAACCAAGGGUGUCUUAUCGAAAAGGCACAACAGUGUCUCAGCACCUGCAUGUUGAGCAGAUCUGGCCCAGAUAACAUCACGGCUGAAGACCUUCAUACAAUUGCAAAAUUAAGAUUUGCUAUUUCAAUAGCCUCUGACGUGAUACACAAUGUGCUAGCAGAAGAUGAACAAGUAAUAACCGAUAAGGGAAAUGAGCAGCUGCUUCAGAGUUUGCACAAGCUCAUAUCCGAUUCAGACAAUCCAUGGAUACAGAUUUACCUACUGAGAAACCUGUGCGGAAUAUAUGGAUUCAGCCAAAUUCACCCACUGGGUAAAAGAUUUAUAUGGGCAAUACCCCAUGGAAGCUUCACAGAGCAGGACACAGCUGAGCAGAUGGAUCCGUUUCUCAUGUAUGGAGACCUGUAUGAACGUAUCAUGCUUGACACAAUUGAUCCAUCGCAGCAUAUUGCAGAGGAUGUUGACAGGAGCUCAGAAUGCUUCUCUGUGUGCAUGGCACUGGCAGCUGUCAAACAGGUGACACAAAACAGGAUGUUAUUAGGCAGUGAAGAUUCAUUGAUUGAAAAGAUGAAGGUGGAGCCCAACAGAGAUAUGAGAUGGAGGCGCCUUGUUGGAAUCUGUGAAAAAGUGACUGAGGGCGCUCUAGCAGAGCUGAGCCCCGGUCUGUCCCAGAUUGUGCUCCACACAGCUGUAGUGGUGCACCUGUCCCAAGCCCCUGAGGCUGCACUCCUGCGGACUCUGUGCUUCAGACCUGGAGAUGCCAAGGACAUCUUUUUGCCAACAAUGCCAAGUUCAGUAUAUGAGAUAAUGAGCUGGAUUAAGCCCACAGAUGAGAAUGAAAAAAACACGGUUUGGAGAUGUCAGUGUGGUGAGCCUGUUGUAAUUGGAAAUUGUGGGAGACCCUGGGUAACAGAUAAAUGUAUUAGCUGCGGCCAAGAUGUUGGCGGUGUGAUGCACAAACCAGUGGAGGGGUUUCAACAGACUGAAAAUGGAGAGGGUAGUGGAAGAGGCCAUAACCUCGGUGAUCCUGAGAGUCGGAAAGAUCAGGAAGGAGAGCGCAAUCUUUUUGGGGCUCAACUUCUUCUGGUCCAAGCCCUCAUUCACUCAUCUUUGAUUUGGGGCUCAGUGGACCAUCCUGAGGAAAUUCAAAACAUAAUACAGUUUGAAACAACCGAUGUAAGAGCAUACCUGUGCUGCCAUCUCCAGAAAGACAUUGACUUGCUUGCCAGUGCUCUAGGAAAAAGUAUUGAGGAUGCAGAAACGGCUGUCCACUUUUUCCUGAAACACAUCAUGGAAACUAAAACAGGAAAUGAAGACGAAGGAGAGGAUGGGCAAAAAGAGGAAAAAGAUGAGCAUGAUCAGGAUGAAGAAGAAGAGGUGGAGGGAUUUGAAGUGGAGGAAGAUGAAGAAGAAGAGGAGGAGGUGGAGGGAUUUGAAGUGGAGGAAGAUGAAGAAGUUAAAGGAGAGGAAGAAGAAGAGGAGGGGGAGGAAGAAGAAGAGCAACAUGACGACCUUGCAGAUGCAGACAACAGCAUUGCAACCACUGAAACUGAACAGAAAAGAGUGGAUUGGGAAACAUCAAUCCAUAAAAAACUGCAGACCUUAUUUGUGGACUUUGAGGACCAUUUCUCCAGUAUGCACAGUAACAUUCUCAGAAAGGGAGGGAUGAAGAAACUAGCCCAGAUAGUCUACAGCCCAGUACCCGAGUUGACGGACCUACCAAUCACAGGCGUGUGUAACCUUCCCCUGAUGUGGAGAUUUGAGCAGAGGAUGACAAUUCAGCUGCUCAAACACCUCAUUGAGCAGAAAGACGAGUGGAAAAACCUGCCAGUGCUCAAAGAGCUCCUGAAAAAUUCUACCCACAUACGGUACAUCAGAUAUCUGCCUCAAGUCCUCAGCCUGCAGCACAAACUGAUGCAUCACUUUCGCAAUGUGGAUCUGCAAUGCUAUGAGAAUGUGCCUAUCAGGACCUUUAUUAAGGAGAAUGUUCCAGAUGCUGAGAUUGAAGUUUUCAUUGAAAAUGUGGAUAUUGUGAAGAUAAUAUGGGGCCAUUUGACAACAAUUAAAUACCCCAGAAUGCCUAAAGAUGUGAUGGACAAGAAAACGGAAGACUUGAUGAUCCUGGACCUUCUACCCAGACAAAAAUCUGUCAUUUACACAGUGACAGACUACCUUGUUAGAAUGCAGAAUGACUGUAUUAACUGUGCCAACCCAAAAGAGAACAGGCUCAUCAAAACUAGUGAGGUCAAGCCUUCCCAUGUGAUUGACUGCACCCCUGAGCAAGACUUCUUGACAAUUGCAAUGUCCAACAUUGACCAUGUGGUGUGUGAAGACGGGACAGAGAGCACCAACUACAACUUUAAGACCCUGGAGAGGCAGAUAGUCGACCGCUUCUUCACAGAGAAACCUAUCAUCAACGUUACUACCAUUCCUUCAUUUGAGUACAACACUGGAACAACCCUUCGUGCUUUCUUCAGCAUGGUGAAGGAACGCCUGGAGCCUUUAAACACCAAUGAGCGGAACAGCAUCUUAAAUGACUUCAGGUUCCUGAAUGAGAUCUCAGCUGCCCUCUCUACACUGAAAAUUGCCAUUGGGUUUAUGCAGCUAUCAUUCCCUCCUGCUGAGGAGUACCUGGUGAACUACCUGAGGAAAGAGCUGAAGCUGGAGGAUAGAACACACACCCUCAGCUUACCGGUGCUGAGAACCAGCAGAGUGAAGCAUAUCCAGUCUCUAUGGGAGGUGCUAUCCCUGAGGCAGUCCUCCCUGCUGAUUGAGAUGAAUCAGAAUCCAUUCUUCAUGAUAGAGCCAGAGUUUCAUGAGGCGUUUUCUGAGGAUCAGAGGAAGGAAAUCACCCUCAAACUGGCAAACCUCAAGAAAGAGGACCUCUUCAUUACAGAACUGCAUUAUGUCAUCAUGAACAUUCAUCUGAAGGAUGUCUCUCCCGACUGGAGCUUGAAAGAAACAUUUGAUGCCUUUGUGGAUUUUGGAGAGAUGGAUGAGAAUGUGUUGGAGAGUGUGGAGUCUCUAGAGUUGGAGCUGGAGAUGAAGAACAGCAUUGCUCUGUGGAAAAUGGUUGUUAAGAUGAAGAGAGGCCUCUCUGGGUGAUGCCCACGCAGACCUUCCACAUUAUAUAGCUAAUUCACUUUUUGGUUUUUAUUUAACCUUUUAAAUCACUAGCAUAUAUUUCAGUUAUCCAUUAAUCAUUUAUCCUAUAACAAAUAGACUCUUGAUAAGUUUAACUUCUUUGCCUUUGACUGUGUUAAUGUGAUUCAUAAUGAGAUUGUUAUUUCACAAUCUGUAGAUUUGAAAGACACCCUAUUAGAAAGAAAUUUUAAUUUGAAUUUGUGUUAGUUAAUAAUUAAAUGGGUUCUCUAGUUUUAUAUUUAGUAAAUUUAGUAAAUCUCUAUCUUUUAUUUUUGUUUGAUUUGAUUUGGUGUAUCGUAAUUAAUCCGCAAUACUGCCAUGGCUAAUAAACUGAUUGAAGUAUU
Molecule: messenger RNA, 15957 nt
Organism: Alosa sapidissima (American shad)
Lineage: Eukaryota; Metazoa; Chordata; Actinopteri; Clupeiformes; Clupeidae
Product: E3 ubiquitin-protein ligase rnf213-alpha-like
Exons: 83
Coding region: 137-15574 (5145 amino acids)
Molecular function (GO): ATP binding; ATP hydrolysis activity; ubiquitin-protein transferase activity
Source: RefSeq, a predicted model, not a curated record